CAGGUCUGUGUUAGUGGGCCAAAGUUCUCCGGCGGAUCACAAGUUACGGGUGUUUUUUCAGCGAAAUUUGCCACAUGUUGAUGGCCGGAUAUAACGUGUUUGUGCGUGGUGCGUGUUCGCAAACGAUUUUACCUCACUGCGGGCCAUUCAAAAUGCGGAAUGCAAAUGGGAUUGCGACCGAAGCCGUCCUGAGACGUAACAUUAAGUGCGGUGAUACAGCAUAGCUCUCGGCAAUGUUUUUGAUCAAACUGAUUUGUGACAAAGGAUAAACUGCAGACCGCGAUUGGUCGCUUUGCAGGGGUAUCAAUUUGGCAUCAAUUUGAUUAAUCUUUAACACCUGUGCUAAAUAACCAAGCACAAUGGGAAACGCUGAGUCAAAUGUCACCUCCGGUGUCAAGAAGCAAGCCGACACCUCCUCCAUCCUCAUGUACAAGUUGGUGGAUCUCAAAGGAGGAGGGUUGCUGGUGGAGUUGAUGAAGCGAGCGGCGAGAACGAAGCAAUUUGCGGAGCUGGACCACGCCAUCAAAACCAAAGUGGAACCGUUCCUAUACAACAAGGGCGAGGGUCGUCUUAUUCCAAUCUCCCACCUCGUCCUCAUCCGCAACAAGGAGCGGCCCCGUCACAAAUGGCUGCCAUACUUGAAACAUAUGGAUAUGGACACGGAACUAGAUAUAGAAAAAAUGCCAAUCGAUAACGAUCCUGAGAAAAUUGAUCCGAAGAAAUGCCGAGAGGUAUGCUGGGAUUUGAUGGAACGUGGAGCGGUGGGUGAAACUAUUCUCCAUCUGUGCCUCCUCAACGCCACAUCCAUCCAUGCAGACUUGGCCAAGCGACUCCUCCGCUUUUAUCCGAAACUUAUCAACGAUAUAUACAUGUGCGACGAAUAUUACGGUGAAAGUGUGCUACAUAUUGCCAUAGUGAACGAAGAUCCAGCGAUGGUGAAGUUCCUUUUAGACAGUGGCGCUGACUACCACGAGCGUUGUACCGGGAACUUCAUGUGUCCUGAGGAUCAGAAGGCUACAAGGCAGGACACAGUUGAGCAUGAAUGGGUGAAUCUGUCGCCACUCACCAACUACGAGGGAUACGUGUACUGGGGUGAGUACCCACUUAGUUUUGCGGCUUGUCUGGGCCAAGAAGAGUGCUUCCGACUCAUGCUCGCGCGAGGAGCAAAUCCCGAUAAUCAAGACACAAAUGGAAAUACCGUUCUUCAUAUGCUCGUCAUCUAUGAGAAACUCGAAACAUUUGACAUGGCAUACGAAGUUGGCGCCAACAUUUCUGUUCGGAAUGUCCAGAAUUUGACUCCUCUCACUUUGGCAGCAAAACUCGCGAGAAUUGAGAUGUUCUUCCACAUUUUAAACAUCGAACGCGAAAUCUAUUGGCAAAUUGGCAGUAUUGCAUGUGCAGCUUAUCCUCUAGGGCAAAUCGACACAAUUGACAUCGAAACAGGACACAUCAGCAAAAAUUCGGCUCUUAAUCUUGUGGUCUUUGGGGACAAAGACGAACAUCUGGAGUUGAUGGAUGGCGUUUUGGUGGACCUUUUGAACGCCAAGUGGAACGCUUUUGUCAAAUUGAGGUUCUAUCGCCAAUUCUUCCAGUUCCUCAUCUACUUCUUGGUCUCGCUGGUUUGUUUCACGCUGCGACCUGGCCCGUUGCCGAAUGGAGAUCCGCCAGCCUCGCCUCCCACGGGAGCUCCCACGAACACGAGCAUGUUCCCGAAGGAGAACACCACCGACUACGUGCCUCAAGUUGUAGCCGCAUUCAGGGCCGUCAUCGGUGAUCCCCACGCCUACAAGCGCCGGAAACGACAAGCCCUGAAUGGUGACUCGCGGGUCACUUCCGUUGAGCCGGAGGCACCGGAAAUGACCGCUAAUAAUGGAAAAGUUGCCUCUGAUAACAACACGAACGAAUCUUUGGCGAACUCGUCUACUGGUGAUCGUGUUAGCAGAAGGUAUUUAAUGAUAGACGAGCAAAAUAACUCAAACUUAGACGGUCUUUCUAGUGUAAAAUUUUUGAGCGAACUCUCAAGAAAUGACGAGCACAUAUCUAUUUCCGGUUUGCGUUAUCCUGCGUGGCCAACGAGCGAGAAACCAUCUGACGAAUCGCGGCCUGCCGUUUUCCCUGAAAGUUCAAAAGUUGGUUUCACCUCCAGUUUGAAACCCGAAAAUGGAAAAUUACAGGAAAUUUCAGUAAAUACAAUGACUUUGCCGUCAUUCGGUAAAAGAAAUUCGUACUCUAAUAAGUCUUCCAUUGCAAGAGCAUUAAAUAUUUCGAUGGAGGCGAAUAAAUCGUUGGGCAAAUCAGCGACUUCUAGAACUAGUACUGAAGCUCCGUUUAAAUCAAAUGUGCAAAUUUUUAAGAAAAUCGAUGCUCCCUCAAUGAACGUCAUGUUGAGUUACAAAUCGGCUCGUAAAAAUGAUUCGCGAAUAGUUGACGAUCCGAAUUUUCAACAUGUGAACACUUCUCAGGUAGCCAGCGUUUCACCUGUGAGCGUUGAGCGGACGAUGCAUUCGGUCAGUCGAACGCUGCUGACCGCGGAGAUGAGAAACCCGGAAAUGAGGUUGAGGACACCGGAAACGGUGUUGAUCGCGCGGUUCCGCGGCGGGGGCCGGAAACGGUACCGCAACCAAACGCGACAGACGGCCGAAGCCGGAAGUGCGACAGAGGAGCCCGGAAGUGAGGACGAGGCGGGAAAUGAGCGACGGUACUUCCGCCCGGGGGAGGCCGACGGAAGCGGAAACAGGAGUGAGGCGGAGGAUGCUGCCAGCUUCGUCAACUGCACCGAGGCCGAGAAGUGUCUGGAGCGCUCCAUCAACGAUAACGAAAUCAGCAACGGGAAUGGGAAUGGCAACGCUGUCGAUAAUCAGGUUGAAAAGGAUGGCAGUGGAGAAGAGGAGGAUGAGGAGGAGGAGGAAUGGUGGGAAGACACGGGCGAGUGUCGGUUAUGGAGGGUCAACACCUACGAGGACGUGAUCCGGCUCACGGCAGAGGUGGCCCUCGAAUUUGGAGCCCUUCUCUACCUCUUGGCCGCGCUACGAGAGGCCAGCUUUCUCGGACUUCACAUGUUCAUCGAGAACCUUAUGACAGUGCCAUCCAGAGUGAUGUUCCUGUUUUCGUGCCUCAUGAUGAUGGGUGCACCAAUAUUGCGAUUUUCCUGUGAAGACGAGGCGGAAGACAUUCUGGCAGUUAUGAUAAUGUUGCUUACGUCACCAUACUUUCUCUUCUUUUGCCGGGGAUUCAAGACGGUCGGACCAUUCGUCGUCAUGAUCUACAGGAUGGUCAUGGGGGAUCUACUCCGAUUCGUUUCCAUCUACAUGGUCUUCGUCAUGGGAUUCUCUCAAGCCUACUACAUCAUAUUUCUAUCCUUCGACAACCCUAGUACACCAGACGGAGUGGACGACACGGUGAGCAAUCCAAUGCCAAACCCAGUUGAGGCUGGAAUGGCCAUGUUCCUCAUGUCACUCAACACUUUCGGUGACUAUUUUAGCGCCUUUGAAAAAACCGAACACGAGCUAGAGGCUAAGGUAUGCUUUGUAAUAUUCAUGGGUAUCGUUGCCAUUCUACUGGUUAACAUGUUGAUUGCUAUGAUGGGUAACACUUACCAAAAAAUCGCAGAAACCCGGAAUGAGUGGCAGAGACAGUGGGCCAGAAUUGUUUUGGUUGUUGAAAGAGGAGUCCCACCGAAAGAGCGGCUAACUAAACUCAUGUGGUACUCACAACCUAUGUCCGAUGGCAGACGUGCGUUGGUCUUGCGCCUCAAUCAGACGGAGCAAGACAAAGAGGAGAUGAAAGAGAUUUUAGAGAUGAAGCGAGUGCACAACCGAAUCGUGGAGAAGCGGCAAAAGCGACUGGCAAAGCUGUCCAACAAUGCAAGCCCCUCUAACAAGCCUCUAGUUGACCUGCCAAACCUUUCGAACCAUGAUUCCCCUACAAAGCCUCUCCUCGACCUUGCCAGUAACCUCAGCAAAUUUUGAGUCUGACCAUCCUGGCAAAAUAUUAUCUCCAUCCAAGCAUAUUUUAUUUUAAUGACAGUUAAUUUCCUAUUUCCUUCUUCUUUUUUUGACAAAGAAUCUAUUUUUAAGUGAAUAUACAAGAUAUACACUCAUA
Messenger RNA from Bemisia tabaci, 4101 nucleotides. RefSeq names its product transient receptor potential cation channel subfamily V member nanchung (gene nan). Gene Ontology annotation, molecular function: calcium channel activity; protein binding. The record is from RefSeq and is a predicted model, not a curated record. Gene Ontology annotation, biological process: calcium ion import across plasma membrane. Lineage: Eukaryota; Metazoa; Arthropoda; Insecta; Hemiptera; Aleyrodidae. Gene Ontology annotation, cellular component: plasma membrane.